AUGGAUGCUCCUCUUAAAUUCAUAUGCCUUCUUGGACUGCUUGUGCUCGUGAGCGUUGCUGGACAGACUGAUGCUGCUGGGGAAUGUGGAAAAGCUUCUCCAGACGAUGAAGCCAUGAAAUUGGCUCCUUGUGCAGCAGCAGCACAAGAUGAGAAAGCUGCUGUGUCAGCCAGUUGCUGCCUUCAGGUGAAGAGAAUAGGCCAGAACCCAAGCUGCCUUUGUGCUGUGAUGCUUUCAGACACUGCUAAGGCAUCUGGAAUUAAGCUUGAAAUUGCCAUUACCAUCCCCAAACGUUGCAACCUAGCCAACCGUCCAGUGGGUUACAAGUGUGGAGAAAAGGUUAAAGGCCAAACAUGGGAAGUUGGGGGUGAACUCAGAGCACAAACUAGAAAACUUCAAUCUAUAAACAAAGCAAUGAAAGUCCAUAAUAAUGCAGCCCAAACAAAUAUAUCUAGGAAGCAUGUUAUAUUCCGAACAAUAAGUAACUCAAUCCAAAUAAGACCCCAACUAACCAGGUAA
This is a messenger RNA of Dovyalis caffra, 519 nucleotides long. Lineage: Eukaryota; Viridiplantae; Streptophyta; Magnoliopsida; Malpighiales; Salicaceae. The record is from the annotation of a GenBank genome assembly.